Aureobasidium namibiae CBS 147.97 is the source of this 894-nucleotide messenger RNA. RefSeq lists its product as uncharacterized. NCBI's taxonomy places the organism in Eukaryota, Fungi, Ascomycota, Dothideomycetes, Dothideales, Saccotheciaceae. The coding region runs from base 1 to 894 and encodes 297 amino acids. The record is from RefSeq and is a predicted model, not a curated record. The transcript has 2 exons.
AUGGAGGAAGUCGGCGGAUUCACCUACGAAGAGUGGUGCAAGAGAUGUGCAUGCGUUCCUGUUCCGACCGAGACCAUUGCUCCGAAGUCGUCCGUUUCGAAUCGCUCAACUCAGACUCAGGCUCGCACUCACAGCGAGGUUUCUGACCAGGACAACAAUUACCGCUAUGUCGCUAUGAGAGAGCCAGGUCCUCAAGACGCUGUUCCUGUCGCUUACGCGCUGUACCCUCAACCUGGCUACACCUACAUGUAUCCAUCACAGCCAUUCGCUGCUGUGGCUGCUCCUCCUGCGCCUGCAGCACCUGUCGUUGCGGCUGCUCCUCCCAAGGCUGCUUCUUCCACUCAAUCCAAGCAAGUGGAGUCUCACCAUCAUCACUACGUCCACGAACGUGUGCGCGAGAGACCGAUCCGUGCUGCCUCAGAGCCACCUACCAUUGAGAAGGCCGCGCCUACUCCACCCGCCCCUCCAGCAAACAUGCCGGCAGUGACUUACAGUCCAUUCCCAUACGCCAUGCCCACCAGCGCCAUCCCCGUCGCCUACGCAAUGCCCACCUAUCCGGUGCCCGUCCAAGCCGAAACCGCCAGCAACACCUCCUCUUCCAAACCCAAACCCGACCAGCGCAUCUGGGUCGGCCGCACCAGAAAGCAAGUCGACGAGGACAAUGCCAAGAUCGCCCACAAGGAAGGCGUUUACAAGCCCAACGAGAUGGUUCCCAAGGAUGCCUCGCCUGAUCAGUUGUUCUGGUGCAUUGAGCCUGAUGACACCAAUACUUUGCGCAGUUUCCGUACAAUCGAGGAGGAUCUCCAGCCGGGCAAGUGGAAGGUUGAUCCUAGGUAUGGUAAUGCGUACUUUGUGCGUGGAAAACUCGAGAAGGAGAAGAAGAAGAGUAAGUGA